AUAAAAGUCUCGCAUUUGGGAGCUGCAGCAGCGGCGUCAUCAUGUUGUUGAAGGCUCGCCUGGAGCACGACACAGUCUACGGCCGUUGCCUGGCCACAUCGGAGGCAGUGGAGCGUGGCGAACUUGUCGUCGAGGAGUUGCCCUUCGCCUAUGGCCCCAAGCGUGAAAGUGGCAUUGUUUGCCUCGGCUGCUAUCGCUAUUUGCAGUUUGGUGAGGAUGGUGAUUCGCUGGAUCGCUGCGAGCUGUGCGACUGGCCGCUCUGUGGCAAUUGUGCAGAUGAUGCUAGCAGUGAUCAUCGGGGCGAGUGUCAGGUUUUCGGAACGGCACGUGUCACAUUUGCCGGCAAUGUUGGCGAGGAUGGCGUCUGUCCCCAAUUGGAUUGCAUAACACCAUUGAGAGUGCUGCUGGCAAAGGAGGCGCAACCGGAACGUUGGCUCAACGAGGUGGCGCCCAUGGAGCAUCAUGAGGAGGCACGUCGCGAGAAUGCCGAUAUUUGGCAUGCGGAUCGUGUGAAUAUAGCACAAUAUUUACGCGGUCCGUGCAAACUGGCCGAGCGCUUCAGCGAGGAGCUCAUCAUGCAAGUGGUCGGCGUGCUGGAAGUGAACGCUUUUGAGGCACGCACCAUCAACGGCUAUCCGCUGCGCUGUCUGUAUCCCUACACCGGCAUUCUGGCCCACAACUGUGUGCCGAACACGGCGCGAAGCAUUCAUCCCAGCGAGGGCUACAAAGUCCGCUUGCGUGCCAUGGUUGAUCUGGAGGCGGGUCAGCAAUUGCAGCACAGCUACACAUACACCUUGGACGGCACCGUCCAGCGGCAAGCGCAUCUGCAACAGGGCAAAUACUUUCGGUGCAGCUGCAAACGCUGCCUGGAUGCCAGCGAGCUGCAAACCCAUUUCUCCAGCUUGAAAUGUGGCCAAUGCACAGAGGGCUGGCUGCUGCCCAAACAGCCCACAGCCUUGGAGAGCAGCUGGCAGUGCAAUGCCUGUGACAACACAACCAGCAGCCAGGAUGUGCGUGAGAUUGUGGAGAACCUGCAGGCCGAGGUGAAUGGGGUGCAGGCGCUGGAGAUGGGUGCCAAGCGGCUGGAGGAAUCGGAGCGUUUGCUGCGCAAAUACAAAUCGCUGUUGCAUCCAUCGCAUUACAUUGCCACCGGAUUGCGGCAGCUGCUCAUCGAGAUGUAUGGACGGGUGCAGGGCUAUGAGAUGGUGCAGCUCUCGGAUCAGUUGCUCGAACGCAAGUCAUCACUGUGCCGCAAAGUGUUGCGGGUGCUGAACGUAUUUGAGCCCGGACUGAGUCGGUCGCGUGCCAUGAAUCUGUAUGAGCUGCAUGUGCCGCUGGUGCUGCUGGCCAAGAAUGGCUUCAUUGCAGGCACACUGAGUGGCGGCGAGUUGCGUGCUCGGCUGGUGGACGCCAUCGAUUUGCUCAAGGAGUGUGUGGACAUAUUGCAGCACGAGGAUCACGACUCGCAGGAGGGCAUCCUGUGUGGUGUGGCCAAACAGGCGCUAGAACAGCUCACGCUAAGCGUUGAGGGUCUUGGCAGCGAACUGGACUAAGUGGAAAAUCAAUAAAUUUGAACUUUUUGUGAAAAAACAAA
Molecule: messenger RNA, 1594 nt
Organism: Drosophila grimshawi
Lineage: Eukaryota; Metazoa; Arthropoda; Insecta; Diptera; Drosophilidae
Gene: SmydA-3
Product: SET domain-containing protein SmydA-8
Exons: 4
Coding region: 42-1553 (503 amino acids)
Source: RefSeq, a predicted model, not a curated record